Molecule: messenger RNA, 1496 nt
Organism: Camellia sinensis
Lineage: Eukaryota; Viridiplantae; Streptophyta; Magnoliopsida; Ericales; Theaceae
Source: RefSeq, a predicted model, not a curated record
ACAGAUAGAAAUUCAAAACCACAUAUUUUCACAUAAUGACACACAAUACUAUAUUAAACACCUAAUCAUACCCAUAUUACGGACCAAUUAUCAUAUUACGGAGUAGGGGUAUCACAGUUACAUCAAAGGUUUUGAAGGUAUACAAUUGCAUGUCAAGCUUUGCAAGCAGUACCAUUGUUAUGUUAUGAUUGCUGAAUGGUGAUUAUUGUAACCUCUUUCUAGACUCUGGAGAACAUGUAUCUUGAUUCAAAUGAAUAAUUUCUCUAAAUAUUAUCUAAAAUAGGAACAGCUGCUAUGGAACUUCCGCCAGUUUGAGUAACUCUGUGGCUACAGAAGCUGUAUUUUUUAUUUUCUUCUGUUUUUCAAACUAUUAUCAGGAUAGACAACGAAUUUCUCUUGGGAUGAAGAAUUCAUAUUUUAUGAGCAAUUAUGACAUUCAAGCUCCUUCAAAGCAGAAGUAUGAUGAUGCCAUUGAGGAAAAAGAUCACAUGGUGAGUACUCAGUUAACAAUGUUGCCAGAUAGAGGCACAUUGGGGAUGCAGAAUUUGGACUUUGAAUGUGAAAAUGGGCAGCAUCUUCUUCUUGCUGAAGUGGAAGCGAGGGCUUCUAUUCUUCCACUUGAGGUCCCUCUCGAUGAUAUAGAGAAAUCAGACAUGGUUAAUGCUGCUUGUCAAAAUAUAGAGCACGUUGAUGAUGCUGAUGCUGAUGCUGUAGAUCAAAAGAAUAAAAGCCAGGCAAAGAAGAAAGCCAAUGAAGAGAGAAUGGAAAUUGUUCUGCUCAGGGAACGAGAAAUUAGGGCUGCUGAAGAAAGGCUAUUAGAGAAAGAUAUUCCAAGAAGUGCUGAUGAAUUUGAGAAAGUGGUUAGAAUUUCCCCAAAUAGCAGCUUUGUCUGGAUAAAGUACAUGGCAUUUAUGCUUUCUUUGGCUGAUGUUGAGAAAGCCCGCUCAAUUGCUGAGAGGGCUUUGAAGACAAUAAACAUCCGAGAAGAAUCUGAAAAGUUGAAUGUAUGGGUGGCUUAUUUUAAUUUAGAGAAUGAAUAUGGAUAUCCUCCAGAGGACGCCGCUUCAAAAAUAUUUGGAAGAGCAUUGCAGUAUUGUGAUCCCAAAAAGGUGCAUCUGGCACUGUUGGGAAUGCAUGAAAGGAUUGAGCAACACAAGUUGGCUGACGAGCUUCUCAGCAAAAUGAGCAAGAAGUUCAAGCAUUCAUGCAAGGUUUGGUAAGGCGGAUUCAGUGGCUUUUGAAUCAAAAUCGGGAUGAAGUUCAGUCUAUUGUAAAACGAGCUGUUGUAUGCCUUCCCCAUUAAGUUCCUCUCGCAAGCAGCUAUUCUAGAGUUCAAAUGUGGGGUUCCUGAUAGAGGGCGAUCCAUGUUUGAGGGAAUGCUUCGCGAGUACCCAAAGAGAACAGAUUUGUGGAGCAUUUAUCUUGAUCAAGAAAUUUGACUUGGUGAUGUGGAUGUGAUUCGUGCAUUAUUUGAGAGGGCAACAAGUUUGAGCCUG